ACAAACUGGAAAACCAUCCAGCCACCGGAGAAUUGGGGCAGCAGUUAAAAACAAAAAAACAAAAACAAAACAACAAUACCAAGGUGAAAAAUAUCCUGCGGUCGGCAUCUAAACCGACGACUCGAGACAAUCGUCUUGAAAUCCGAGACAACACAAGGGAUUUAAAACAGAAACGCAGGAGUACAAAUCAAGCUAGGACAUCAGUGACGAUAGUUGGAACCUGAAAACAUUGUUACGUACUUGUGACGGCGAAAAAACAGCCUGCAACCUGCUGCCCCCACCUUCAAGGUGCCUUUACCAUGGUGACACUAAAACAACCGUACACUUUACAAUAAGCCAGAGGAAGAACUCCGUGUCUCAGUUGCUUCGCUUCACUUUCAGAACCAUCAUUUCAAACAUUUUGCCGACCCGGUGCAGCCAUGCAUCUAGAAGUGAAGGUUGCCCUCAACUUCAUCGUGUCCUACCUGUACAACAAGCUGCCUCGGCGUCGAGCUGACCUGUUCGGCGAGGAGCUGGAGAGGAUACUUGUGUCUCGUUUUGAGGGUCACUGGUACCCUGAAGCCCCUCUCCGGGGUUCUGCCUUCCGCUGCAUUCACCUGGGGGCGCCGAGGGACCCCGUGGUGGAGUUGGCCGCAAAGAGAAGCGGACUGGACACGGAGGAAGUGCGUGCAAAUGUUCCCGCAGAGCUCAGCGUGUGGAUCGACCCUUAUGAGGUGUCCUACCAGAUUGGAGAGAAGGGGGCAGUGAAGGUGCUCUACCUGGAGGACCCCCCAGGUCUGGGCUGUGACAGCGAGAGGCCUGAGGGUGUGAUCAGAGAGGGCAAAGGAGACGCAGAGGCGGAAGAGGCCAAGAAUCUGGGCUUCAACCCAGACGCUCAGGUGUUUGUGCCAAUUGGAAGUCAGGCGUCUCCCGCCCUCAUGCCGUCGCACUCCAGCUCUCCCACACCUCUGUCUGCCCAGUCCUGCCCCGGGCUCUUCAGCUACCCCAGCUCCAGUACUCCCACUGACCCUGCUGCCCACUCCUCCAAUACCUCUACCCCUUCCCCUCCCAGCGGCGGGCUGCCCUACCUCGCCGCUCAGCAGCCACCCUCCGCUCUUCCCACUGCCCGCCCUCAACCCAUCACCUUCACCACAGCCAGCUUCGCCGCCACUAAAUUCGGCUCGACCAAGAUGAAGAAGUGCAGCGGAGCCGGGUCGCCGGCCAGCUCCGGAGUCGUCGUCCCACCCGCCCAGAGAAUGCUCUCCCGCUCUCCCACCAACAUCUCGACGCCGGAGCUGCUCAAGCACAAGCCGCUGUCGCUCUCCUUGCACUCCCUCGGAGGUCCCAUCCCCAGCCAGCUCUCCCCCAACGCCAAAGAGUUUGUCUACCCAGGAUCCCCGGGGCCCCUUUACUUCGAUGCAGACACCCAGCCCAUGCAGCCUCAUGCCAGCCCAUUUCAGCCCCCCCACACUGUCAACACCCAUCCAUCCUUUGACCCCUUCUCCAGCCCUCCUCCGGCCCAGAGUGUGGGCAUCAUCGGCAGCAACGGAGGAAUUUCUUACAUGGAGAAGCCGCCAUUUGUCGAAGGUUUAGGAAGCUACAACCUGCAAUAUCCCAGCCAGUCCUUCCAGCCUGUUGUGCUGGCCAACUAAGCCUUCAUUUGUAAUGAGAGGAGUCGCUGGAGGAGGAGUCGGGUGUGAGGACAGUGAUGCUCCUGAUAUUUUCAGUUUUUCUAAGAAAUUGUUCUAAUACUAAUACAAAUUAAGAAUUAGUUUACUACAAAGAUUUAAAAUACCACGUUCACUGAAUAUGUCUGUGAUUUGUUUUGUUCCUCCACAGCCCCCAGCCCCACCCUGCCCCUUUGUCCAUCGCUGUUACUCGUCACGUUCUAUGUGUUCGCUUUGACAGGAGUGGGUGGGGGUGACUUCCUUUCUCCGUUGAGUCCUUGCCAAGCUUUUAUGUUUAUUGUUUUGCAUUGAAUGUUAAUGUGAGACACUUGU
This is a messenger RNA of Seriola dumerili (greater amberjack), 1979 nucleotides long. Its product is annotated as protein Tob2-like. Bases 420 to 1631 code for a protein of 403 amino acids. The record is from RefSeq and is a predicted model, not a curated record. Gene Ontology annotation, molecular function: transcription corepressor activity. The transcript is spliced from 2 exons. Gene Ontology annotation, cellular component: nucleus; cytoplasm. Lineage: Eukaryota; Metazoa; Chordata; Actinopteri; Carangiformes; Carangidae. Gene Ontology annotation, biological process: regulation of gene expression.